GGGAGCUCGACCACCGCAUUCUCUCUCCCCGCUUCAACAACCACAAUUAUACCUUUGGAACCCACUCCGUAACCUAGAAAUUUCCCUAUUCCAACUUCUCUCGUUUAAUUCCAAGAUGAACGAAGCUCCUAUUGUUCUCGAUGGGGGAACUGGUUUCCUUAAGGUCGGAUACGCUGGCCAGAACUUUCCGGAACACCAGUACCCGUCUAUCGUUGGGCGUCCGAUAUUGAGAGCGGAGGAGCGUGCUGGCGAUAUGAUUGUGAAAGAUAUUAUGGUCGGGGACGAUGCUGCCGCCGUUCGGACGAUGCUACAGAUUACAUAUCCGAUGGACAACGGUAUUAUCAAAAGAUGGGAAGACAUGCAGCACGUGUGGGACUACACAUUUUCAGAAAAGCUACAAGUCGAUACCACCGGUCGUAAGAUCUUACUCACGGAGCCUCCCAUGAACCCGUUGAGCAACAGAGAGAAGAUGUGCGAAGUUAUGUUCGAAAGGUAUAACUUCGGGGGUGUUUAUGUCGCUAUCCAGGCGGUGCUCGCUCUCUAUGCUCAAGGUUUAAGUUCCGGUGUCGUCGUCGAUUCCGGAGACGGUGUAACCCACAUCGUCCCUGUAUACGAGAGUGUGGUCCUUAACCACCUUACCCGCCGUCUCAAUGUUGCUGGCCGUGAUGUUACCCGCCAGCUCAUCAACCUUCUCCUCCGCCGGGGGUAUGCUUUUAACCGUACUGCCGAUUUCGAGACUGUCCGCCAGAUUAAAGAGAAGCUAUGCUAUGUCAGCUAUGACCUAGAGCUCGACCACAAGCUCGCCGAGGAGACUACUGUUUUGGUGGAGAGCUACACCCUCCCAGACGGCCGUGUAAUCCGUGUCGGUAGUGAGCGAUUUGAGGCGCCGGAGUGCCUCUUCCAGCCCCACCUCGUGGACAUUGAGCAGCCAGGAAUCGCAGAGUUCCUGUUCAACACUAUCCAGGCUGCCGACGUAGAUGUCAGAACCUCCCUAUACAAGGCUAUCGUACUUUCCGGCGGUUCAAGCAUGUAUCCCGGCCUCCCUAGCAGAUUGGAGAAGGAAUUGAAGCAACUAUGGCUUACCAAGGUGCUACACGGUGAUCCGACACGACUAAGCAAAUUCAAAGUCCGGAUCGAAGACCCUCCACGAAGGCGUCACAUGGUCUUCCUUGGCGGCGCCGUUCUCGCGAACAUUAUGGCGGACAAGGAGAAUAUGUGGAUCACAAAGGCGGAAUGGGAGGAACAGGGUCCUCGUAUCAUUGAGAAGUUAGGUCCUCGGUAAAAAUAUCCGUGAGAGGAAGAGGAGCAAAAACAGUACCUUGUAGAUGGUGGUUUGUGGUUUCCUUUUUUUUCUUUCCUUCUCUCUUCGUGCGCUCUCCUGAUACCGAAGCCAGGGGAUUAACUGGAGGGUUCCCUUGGGAUUCAAUAGAAGUGUGGUUGGUAGAGUGGGAUGAUGAUGAAAAGGUAAAAAUCUUAUGUUGUGAAUGAGAGAAAGUAAUCGUGUUUUUUUUUCUUU
Tuber melanosporum (Perigord truffle) is the source of this 1516-nucleotide messenger RNA. RefSeq lists its product as uncharacterized. Gene Ontology annotation, biological process: Arp2/3 complex-mediated actin nucleation. The transcript is spliced from 7 exons. NCBI's taxonomy places the organism in Eukaryota, Fungi, Ascomycota, Pezizomycetes, Pezizales, Tuberaceae. Gene Ontology annotation, cellular component: actin cortical patch; Arp2/3 protein complex. The coding region runs from base 116 to 1282 and encodes 388 amino acids. Gene Ontology annotation, molecular function: actin filament binding. The record is from RefSeq and is a predicted model, not a curated record.